AUGGCGACCAUCAAGGCCAUCGAGGCCCGCUCAAUCCAUCAAAUCCAAUCCGGUCAAGUCAUUGUUGACUUGUGCUCCGUUGCAAAGGAACUGGUCGAAAACAGUCUCGAUGCCGGAGCAACCUCGAUAGAAAUCCGCUUCAAAAACAAUGGCUUAGACUUGAUCGAAGUCCAAGACAACGGCAGCGGAAUCUCCCCCGAUAACUACGCCAACGUCGCAUUAAAGCACUACACCUCCAAACUCUCCUCCUACGAAGACCUCACCACGCUUCACACCUUCGGUUUCCGUGGCGAAGCGCUAUCUUCCCUAUGCGCAUUAUCCGACUUCCGCAUUACCACGGCGCAAGCGAACCAAGCUCCCAAAGCCACCCGACUUGAUUUCGAACCCUCCGGGAAAUUGAAAAAGACGCAGAUCGUCGCGGGGCAGAAAGGCACGACGGCCUCGGUGGAGAGUAUCUUCAAGGGAUUGCCGGUGCGACGGCGGGAGCUGGAGAAGAAUAUCAAGCGCGAAUAUGGCAAGGUCUUGAACCUGUUACAUGCGUAUGCGUGCGUCAGCACAGGGGUGCGCUUCAGCGUCCGGAAUUCGGUGGGCAAAACGAAGAAUGUGGUCGUGUUUAGCACGAACGGAAAUCAGACGACCAAGGAGAAUAUUGCCAAUGUGUAUGGGGCGAAGACACUUCUGGCGCUGAUUCCGCUGGACUUGGCACUGGAGUUUGAGCCGUCUGCUGCGGCAGGGAGGAGAAUCACUGGGUCUGGGGAGUUGAACAAGCUCACAGUUCGCGGACAUGUCUCGAAACCGGUAUUUGGGGAGGGGAGACAGACACCGGAUCGGCAGAUGUUCUUUGUGAAUUCACGGCCGUGCGGGUUGCCGCAGAUUGCAAAGGCGUUUAAUGAGGUGUAUAAGUCGUUCAACGUGUCUCAGUCGCCGUUUGUGUUUGCAGAUUUUCAUAUGGAUACAAACGCUUAUGACGUUAAUGUGUCGCCGGAUAAGCGGACCAUUCUGUUGCAUGAUGCGGGAGCGCUGAUUGAUUCGCUGAAGGAGUCGCUUGUGCAAUUGUUUGAGUCGUCGGAUCAGACGGUGCCUCAGUCGUUGGUUGUGGGGUCGAAGCCUGCCCCUACCCUCAAACAACGCUUGGGAAGCUUGCAGACUCAGACUCAGAGUCCGAACCGGCCUGCAGUGGAGGAUGCGGACUCCUCGGCGGCUGAUGAUCGGGAACCUGUGGGAAGCCAGGGGACCGGUGAAGUACAGUCGAGCUCACAGGAUCGGAUGAAGAGCUUCUUGAGCGGUCUUGGUGCCCGUGGCAGCAGCCCAGUUGUCUCCUCCCCUGCAGGCCGGGGUGCAUCAAGCGUACGAGACCAGCCUAUGCCUUCGUCACCUCAGGAUCAUCCUGAACCGAUGGAAGAGGACAAUGACCUCUUCGUAAGACAGGACUCUCCUGCCGAGCCACAGCCUCCCACACAAGGGGAAAUCGCGGAAGAAGCUCCUCGACAGCGUGAAGAUAAUAACUCGUCACAGGACACAGCUCCUAAAGAACCCUCGGUGUCGACGCAGGUAGUCGACCCUUUGGAGGAGACACCAAAUACUAUCCAAAAUGCGUUUGAUCGCAUGCGACCAAGGCGAAUGCCUCCUGAGAUGGCUACCAUUACUAUCGGCAACAGGACCGUUACAUCUAUGGUGGGAAGUGGGUUGCCCAGAAAGCGAUCUGUAGGUGCCGGUGAUGCCACUGGCCCUACGACACGUAGAAGACGGAUACACACCCCUUCUCGCCCUAGCAUAUUCGGCAAGCACAUGAGAGAUUUUGCUGCUCCAGGCUCGCAAUUGGAGCCGGAGAGUGAGGACGAGGAAAUCCUGGAUGAGGAAGCAGAAGAUGCAAUUGAGGAAAGCGAAGAGGAAGAAGAGCCUGAAGAGCAAGAAAGUGAAAUCGAGGAUGAAGAGGAAGAUGAUGAAUCUCAAUCUUAUACGCCGUCAAACCAUGAAGAUGAUCAACCUCCCGAAGAUGUUAGCAGUGAACACCAUCACCACGAAGCCAGCAAUGGUAAUGAACCUCAAAGUUCACAACAACUUGGCUCCUCGGAGCACAACAUAAGCGAAGAAGAGAAAAAGCGCCACGAAGAAGCCGAAGUCCAACGGCUCAUCCAGGAAGCGGAGGACAGAGCAGCAUUGCCACAGGGCAACAAUAUCCAUCGUGCGAACAAGAUGAAUAAGGGAGCUGCUCACCGCGACUCUACUGUGCAGCUAAUGAGUACUAUCGAUGGCUCUCUUUCUAAGAUACGCUCACAACUAGGGCAGCUACAGGAAAGCCUUCGUCGUUGGGAAGAGCACCACGGUCCCUCCCAGAGUGAAGAUGAGACAGCAGCGCCACAAGAAACGGCAGAGGAAAGACUGUCUCUAACGGUUAGCAAAGACGACUUUGCCAACAUGCGGAUUGUCGGGCAGUUCAAUCUAGGGUUCAUCCUGGCUACGCGGUCAUCCACCGAUGACUCGGGCCCUGGAUCAUCAGCAAAAGACGAACUCUUCAUCAUUGACCAGCAUGCAUCUGAUGAAAAGUUCAACUUCGAACGACUGCAGGCAGAAACCGUGGUGCAGAAUCAGCGCCUCGUCCAACCGAAGCGCCUCGAUCUCACCGCAGUAGAGGAGGAAAUUGUCAUUGAGAACCAAGCCGCGCUGGAAAAGAACGGCUUUAUUGUAGAAGUGGACGAAAGCGGAGACGAGCCUAUCGGGCGCCGCUGCAAGUUAGUCUCGCUGCCUUUGAGUAAAGAAGUGGUCUUUGGGGUUCGGGAUCUGGAGGAGCUCAUUGUCCUUUUGUCGGAGACACCUACCAACGCUGCACGGUCAGCGACAGGGAUGUAUAUACCGCGUCCGAGCAAAGUGCGGAAGAUGUUCGCCAUGCGGGCCUGUCGGUCGAGCAUCAUGAUUGGCAAGACUUUGACGGUCAAGCAGAUGCAGAAGGUGGUGCAGAACAUGGGCACCAUAGAUAAGCCGUGGAACUGUCCCCAUGGCCGGCCGACUAUGAGACACUUGAUGAGUUUGGGGCAAUGGAAUGAAUGGGAUGAGCUGGAUGACGAGGAAGACCAACCGGUAGAUUCCUUGGAUAUAUGGCGAGGGUUCUACCAGGAAAUGGCUGCACAUAGUGAGGAGGAGGCUGAGGAAGCAGAGGAGUAG
Molecule: messenger RNA, 3162 nt
Organism: Aspergillus welwitschiae
Lineage: Eukaryota; Fungi; Ascomycota; Eurotiomycetes; Eurotiales; Aspergillaceae
Product: ATP-binding mismatch repair protein PMS1
Exons: 3
Coding region: 1-3162 (1053 amino acids)
Biological process (GO): mismatch repair
Cellular component (GO): MutLalpha complex
Molecular function (GO): ATP-dependent DNA damage sensor activity; mismatched DNA binding; ATP hydrolysis activity
Source: RefSeq, a predicted model, not a curated record